This is a messenger RNA of Pseudophryne corroboree (corroboree frog), 1535 nucleotides long. Its product is annotated as putative nuclease HARBI1. NCBI's taxonomy places the organism in Eukaryota, Metazoa, Chordata, Amphibia, Anura, Myobatrachidae. The record is from RefSeq and is a predicted model, not a curated record. The transcript has 5 exons. The coding region runs from base 3 to 1145 and encodes 380 amino acids.
AAAUGUACGCUCCUGCAUGUGUUAUGUCAAUAUUUAUUGCUGCAGAAGCCCUACCUCCCCAACCCACGCCAGCACUCCCACCCCAACCGCCAGCCCCACAACCACAGCCGGCUCCUCAUCAACCAAGGCAACGGAGGCGUGCUAGGCCACCAAUUUUCCGAACCCGUGUCCUACUUUUUGGUAUGCCAGAUGAUGUGGUGGUGCGUAGAUACAGGCUGCCACCACAUCUAAUCCUAGACACUCUCUCCAUAAUAGAGAGUGAUCUGGAGUCUGAAAUUCGGUAUCCUACAGCAAUACCACCAUUGACACAAUUCCUUGCAGUGUUACAUUUUUUGGCUACAGCCUCAUAUCAGCAUGUUGUGGGAGACCUGGUUGGCAUGUCGCAGGGCCAGUUCAGUAAGGUCCUGCGGCGUGUCUGCCAGGCUUUCCUAAAGCGGGUGAAGCAAUUCAUUGAUAUGCCUUUGGAUGUUGGUGCCCUAGAUGUGGUGAAGCGGCAAUUUGAGGAAGGUGGUAGUCGCUUCCCACAUGUUAUUGGGGUUGUGGAUGGCACACAUGUUGCUAUUCAGCCACCAAGACAUAAUGAAGAAAUUUAUAGAAACAGGAAACUGUUUCAUUCUCUGAAUGUAAUGGUUGUUUGUGGGCCAUCCCUCCAGAUCCUUUCCCUGAAUGCAAAAUUUACUGGAAGUUCACAUGAUGCAUAUGUCAUUAGACAAUCAGGGAUAUGGCAGAGAUUAAGAUCAAGUCAACGAGCAGACAUGUGGUUAUUGGGAGACCGUGGAUAUCCUUGCACCCCCUGGCUCAUGACUCCUUACCGUAAUCCCAGGCCAGGACCACAGAUGGCAUUUAACUCCGCGCUUACUGCCACUAGGCAGCUGGUGGAGCGCACAAUUGGUGUCCUUAAAGGGCGGUUUCGUGUGCUCCACCGCACUGGUGGCGACAUCAUGUAUUCGCCGGAGAUGGCAAGUAAAAUAGUGGUCCUGUGCGCAAUACUGCAUAAUAUCGCGGUAAGGAGUAGUGUAGAGCUUCCUCAGGCAGAGGAAUUGCCUGAUGAGGAGCCAGGGGUUGUUCGACACUUCGGUGGGGGGAGUGUUACACGGAGGGGGAGCCAAGUGAGGGCAAGGAUUGUUGCCGAAUAUUUCAGCUGAAUGAUCACACGAACUGUGGACAACAACAACGGCACAACUCUCCGCCCCCUUCCCCUUCCCAGUCCCCCUCCCCUUCUCACUCCCCCUCCCCUUCACAGUCCCCCUCCCCUUCCCAGUCCCACUCAGCUUCCCAGUCCCCCUCAGCUUCCCAGUCCCCCUCAUCUUCCCAGUCCCCCUCAUCUUCCCAGUCCCCAUCAGCUUCCCAGUCCCCCUCAGCUUCCCUGGCCCACUCCACUUUCCACUCCCCUUCUCACCACACCUCUCCAUCUCUUUCUGGGACCCCUUCUCCUCCUUCCCAUACCCCUUCUCCUUCAACUUCUACAUCACCAUCUCAACCCCCCUCACCCUCUAUUGCAUUAACUUUCUCUCCGCCCCCCUCGCCCUCUCAAU